Messenger RNA from Macrobrachium nipponense, 873 nucleotides. RefSeq lists its product as uncharacterized. The coding region runs from base 1 to 873 and encodes 290 amino acids. The record is from RefSeq and is a predicted model, not a curated record. Gene Ontology annotation, biological process: protein folding in endoplasmic reticulum. Gene Ontology annotation, cellular component: EMC complex. Lineage: Eukaryota; Metazoa; Arthropoda; Malacostraca; Decapoda; Palaemonidae. The transcript is spliced from 6 exons.
AUGAAAAAAUUGCAGAGAGAAGUAAAAGUUCUCACUAAUUUAGUUGGAUUAGCAGCUGGGCCCCAAGGACCAGCUGCUAAGCGAGAUUACCAUCAGCCAAAACUUUUUGGGAGAAGAAACAUGACAAAGAAAUGUCUUCUCACAAGACACCUUGCCCAAAGAUAUGUCCAUAAGAAUCAAUACAGGUGGGCCAAUGACAUUCGAGUUCCACUAUGGAAACAGCAAAAAUGGGAUACCAAGAAACAGAAACAUCACUCUACUCCAACAAAGCCCAACAAAGCUGAUAGGUGGUGGUAUAUCAAGAAAUUGGAAACUUUUGCACUUGGGUCGGCAUUGUUGGAGGUCAUGAGCUGGUUGCCUACCCUCACAUGCAACACCUCUUACCACAACUCUCCCAUGGCCCAGAGGAAAAUGAGCAGAAGGGUUCAGCAGUAUGUUGGUGUGGUGGAACAUGCAGUAUUUGAUGAAUCUAGUGUACCUGCACGCAGAAUCAUUGUUGCAACUGCCCACAAUGUCUUAGCCGCUUUGUCUACAAAAAAUGGUGAGAUUGUUUGGCGUCAUGUUAUGGAAGACAGCGAUGGUGAGGGCAUUGACCUCUUGGUCAGUAAGGGAUCGCAGAUUACAAUUGUGUCGGGGAACCUCCUUCGCACGUGGGAUUCGGUUUCAGCAGCGCUCAUUGAAGAAAUACCUUUGGACCAUGCCUCCUCUCUCUCUGGAGUACUGAUGCGAGCAGUCAGCUUAACAGAAAAUGAAGUGGUCUUAGCUGAAUUGGUUCCAGGGUCACUGGCAAUGACUACACUGGAUCGAUCUUCUGGGGCUGCUUUGGAUCAUGCCACAAUUGCCGCACCAUGGUUACAUGACAAGACGAAGUAA